This is a messenger RNA of Danio aesculapii, 1206 nucleotides long. RefSeq lists its product as uncharacterized. The coding region runs from base 1 to 1206 and encodes 401 amino acids. The record is from RefSeq and is a predicted model, not a curated record. Lineage: Eukaryota; Metazoa; Chordata; Actinopteri; Cypriniformes; Danionidae. The transcript is spliced from 2 exons.
AUGGAGAGGACAGGGUUUAUCACUUACACUGCUCUGCCAUUAAGUGGCCUCACGGAAGAAUUCAUGGUCGUACGCACCAGAGAAGCCCUACAGUAUAGGGACUCUAGAGACUGCAAGGUGUCAUCAGCCUGCAUUGAGGUUAGGACAGGCAGGAAAUGGAAUGCUGGGAAAGCAGUGGAGGUGGCAGAGUCACGCCUGAGACAAAAGGCUCUGGUGGGCACUGUGGCGACAGGUAGAGUGGGCUUGGACUAUUUUCCACAGACCUUAGUUAGCCAGGUCCACGGCAAGGAAAGACACCACCUACUCCAGGAAGAGGUUCGAGCAAGUGUGGAGGAAGAGAGAGUCAGCAGGAUGGUAGGACUCCAGCAGCAGGGAGCAUGGACUAGGUGGGAGAGUACACUGCAACGUAGGAUCACCUGGGCGAACAUCUUGCAGGCGGAUUUCCAGCAAGUCCGUUUCCUGGUACAAGCUGUCUACGAUGUACUGCCAAGUCCAUCAAACCUCCAUGUGUGGGGAAAGAAUGAGACACCUUACUGCCUUCUUUGCUCUGAAAGAGGCUCUUUAGAACACCUCCUCAGCAGCUGCCCCAAGGCUCUGGCUGAUGGUCGUUAUCGUUGGCGCCAUGACCAGGUGCUUAAGGCAAUUGCUGAGAGCUUAGCCUCAGCCAUCAGUACCAGCAAGAAUCAUCAUGCUCCAAAGAAGGCAGUCCACUUCAUUAAAGCUGGAGAAAAACCCCAGGCCCUCCCACAAUUAACAACAGGCCUCCUUCACAAAGCCUCGGACUGGCAGCUGGAGGUCGACCUGGGAAAACAGCUGAGGUUUCCUCAUCACAUCGCAAAAACCCGUCUCUGCCCAGACAUUACAAUCAUCUCAGAAGCUUCAAGACAGCUAAUUAUUCUGGAGCUGACAGUGCCUUGGGAAGAGCGCAUUGAAGAAGCAAAUGAGAGGAAGUGCGCUAAGUACCAGGAAUUAGUGGAGGAGUGCAGGGAGAGAGGCUGGAGAACUUUCUAUGAGCCCAUAGAAAUAGGAUGUAGAGGCUUUGCAGGGCGUUCACUUUGCAAAGUCCUCAGACGCUUGGGCAUCACAGGGGUGGCAAAGAAAAGGGCCAUUCGAUCUGCAAGUGAAGCUGCAGAAAAGGCCACAAGGUGGCUUUGGAUUAAGAGGGCAGAUCCGUGGACUGCUAUUGGGACACAAGUCGGGACUUGA